GCUGCGCCGCCGCGAGCGAUGGUUCACAGGGCCCGGCGCUGGGCGCGCGGCCCCGGGCGGAGGCGCGGGGCCGGGGCGGGACCCCACGGGGUCUCCGGGCUUGCCGCUAGCAGCCGAGUAUAGUCGUAGGGGACGCGGGACGCGCGUGGGCCGGGGUGAGCAUGAGGACUCUCCGCAGGUUGAAGUUCAUGAGUUCGCCCAGCCUCAGUGACCUGGGCAAGAGGGAGCCGGGCGCGGCGGGUGCGGACGAGCGGGGCACGCAGCAGCGCCGGGCCUGUGCCAACGCCACCUGGAACAGCAUCCAUAACGGCGUGAUCGCUGUCUUCCAGCGCAAGGGGCUGCCCGACCAGGAGCUCUUCAUCCUCAACGAAGGUGUCCGGCAGCUGCUGAAGACGGAGCUGGGGUCCUUCUUCACUGAGUACCUGCAGAACCAGCUGCUCACAAAGGGCAUGGUGAUCCUUCGUGACAAGAUACGCUUCUACGAGGGACAGAAACUGCUAGACUCGCUGGCGGAGACCUGGGAUUUCUUCUUCAGUGACGUGCUGCCCACGCUGCAGGCCAUCUUCUACCCUGUACAGGGCAAGGAGCCGUCGGUGCGCCAGCUUGCCCUGCUGCAUUUCCGGAACACCAUCACCCUCAGUGUGAAGCUGGAGGACGCACUGGCCCGCUCCCACGCACGCGUCCCCCCUGCCAUCGCACAGAUGCUGCUGGUACUGCAGGGGGUACAUGAGUCCCGGGGUGUAACCGAAGACUACCUGCGUCUGGAGACACUGAUCCAGAAGGUGGUGUCGCCAUACCUGGGCACCUAUGGCCUCUACUCCAGCGAAGGGCCCUGCACCCAUUCCUGCAUCCUCGAGAAACGGCUCCUGCGCCGCUCCCGCUCUGGGGACGUCCUCGCCAAGAACCCAGUGGUGCGCUCCAAAAGCUACAACACGCCCCUGCUCAAUCCCGUGGCUGAGCACGAAGCAGAAGGCACAGCGGCUGGUGGUACAAGCAUCCGCAGGCACUCCGUCUCUGAGAUGACAUCUUGUCCUGAGCCCCAGGGCUUUGUGGACACACCUGGCCAGGGCCCUUCGGGGACCUUCAGGUCCUCUCCAACGCCCCACUCGGGGCCUUGCCCCAGCAGACUGUACCCCCCUGCCCGUUCCCCUGAGCAGGACCCAGCCCACGGCUCCCCACCCACCUCCAGCCCUGAGACACUGGUGGACCAGAUCCUGGAGUCCGUGGACUCAGACUCCGAAGGAAUAUUCAUUGACUUUGGGCGGGGUAGUCGCUCCAGUGUGUCUGACUUUGGUGCAACCGGAAGCCGGCCGAGUGUUGUGUGAUGGCCUGAGGUUAGUUCAUGUUUUUACUGACCCUUGUGUAUUUGCGCGUCUGUGGGUGUGUGUGAGAGAGAGACUUGUUUGUUACUCUUUCCUAAUCUCACUAGCCCCCUUGUCACUGCCUUGGUCACUGUAUGCUCACCCCAGGUCUGAUUGGGAUGUCCAGUUGGCACCACCCAGAUGCACACUGAACCACCUCGAGGAUGGGGCCACCAUGUGCCCUUCUGCCUGCCCCACCCUUGGUGCCCACACCUACCCAGAAAAAUGUGAAACCAGUGGGUUCUGCCUGUGCCAGCCCAGCUUGGCCCCACAGUGACGGGGCUCCAGCCACAGCCAGACCUGCCUCCCUCCGCCCUGGGUGGCCACAGGAAGGUGUGAAAUAAAGUUACAACUCCAGGCUCCUGUCUUCCCCCUGGUGUCCUUCUGGGACCCCCACCUCAUUGACCGCUCCCUCCUGCCAGGGGCACAUUCCCAAAUUGAGGGCAUGGCCACUUGCCCAUUGUCCACUCCUCCUCUUGCUUUCAGGUCCAGUGUCGCUAUGUCUUCUUGAUGGAAGGACCUAGAAAGCAUAUAAAGAAGGCCUGACACCUUAGUAGAUGCUAUAAGACAGGCCCUACUGUGGGUCCCUGGUUCCAGCCCCAGACAUUGGCUGGGAGGAACCCACUGCAGCCAGGGAGGGAAGGGGGUUGCUGAAGACCCUGGUGGUACGGGCAGCCCAGCCUUCCCAGCUGCUCUAGGGGUGGUUCUUUGCCUCCAGAGAGGUUUGCUCAGAGUCUGAGGGUAGUUAGGACCUCCCUGGUCCUCAAAUGAGCUGGUUCUACCACCUGGUAAAUGGAUGUAAGUGUUCUUGAGUGCUGGCAGGGUGGCUGCAGGCUUGUACGGCCCAGCAGCUUACCCCAACGUGCCAUCCCUGGAGUAGGCCUCUGUUGUGUUGAGAUCCUCCUUAGAAGGCCAGCGGGAAUAUGGUCCUCUUUGAUCACAUGCUGACCCUUGCCCCAGACACUCAGGCCUUGAUGGUCCACUGGGAAUGACAAGCGAAUAGCAGCUCCAGGGGCAGGGUGACCAGAUCUGGCCAGGACACAGGAUAAGAAGCAGCUAUCUCAUUCUUGGGCUGCAAGGCCUUGUGGGUCCAGGGGAUCUGCUGGAGAUGUUAGGAUGAAGGCUCCCCUGCCCCCCAGGGUGGGAGACACAGCCUGUUCCAGCGAGGGGUGGCCUGCUUGAGUUUCUGUGCCUGUGGUGAGGGCACACACUGGACUCACAGGCGGUCUCAGUGUCACUACUGCUGGGAUGAGACAGGCACAGAAGCAGCUUGGGGAGGAGAGGGGUUGUUUGGUUUACAACCCAGACCCACAGUCCAUUACAGGAAGCCAAGGCAUGAACUUGGAGUCGAGAGCCGAUGCAGAGGCCAUGGAGGAUUCCUGCUCACUUUUUGUGACUUGUUCAGCCUCUUUUCUUUUUUCUUUUUCUUUUCUUUCUUUUCUUUCUUUCUUCUUUUUUUUUUUUUUUUAUUUUGAGACAGGGUCUCUCUAUAUAGCCCUGGCUAUCCCAGAACUAUGUAGACCAGGCUGGCCUCCAACUCACAGAGAUCCACCUGCCUCUACCUCCUGGGUGCUAGGCUAGGAUUAGAGGCAUGGGCAACCAUUUCCUCUUUGCUUAUAGAACCCAGGACCACCAGCCUAGGGGUGGCCCCCCUCCCACAGUGGGCUGCUUCCCACCUCAAAGAAUCUGGAGAGAAUGCUCAGUUCCCUGGCUGGAAGCUCUCUGCAUUGCUUCAGGCUCUCAGGGAAAUGAGUUAGGCCCAUGACCUGGCUAAGCUAAGCCACCCUGUCUCCCUCAACACCAGCAAAGUUUAAUCCUCAACACCCACUUUGAAGGAUAGAAGUGGAAUUAUGGGCAGAGGGCUUCCACUGGGGGGGGGGCAGGGACAGGGGUUCUAUUGUAAGCAGAGCAAUGAUAAUCAGGUGUAUUAGGAUUCUCUAGAGGACAGAACCAACAGACUAUAUAUAAAAAGUAGGCUCUAAUGUCAGUGAAGGGAUGGGCUCGCCAGCAGGAGUGAGAGCAAGCAGCCCAAAGAGAGCGAACCUUCUUCCAUAUCGUUAUAUAGGCUGCUACCAGUCAGUGUAGCCCAGAUUGAAGGUGGUGGGUCUUCCCACCUCAAAGAUCCAUACUAAAAGUGAGUCAAAUAAUUUAAUUAAGAAGCCGGGCGGUGGUGGCGCACACCUUUAAUCCCAGCACUUGGGAGGCAGAGGCAGGCGGGUCUCUUCUGAGUUCGAGACCAGCCUGGUCUACAAAGCUAGUUCCAGGACAGGCUCCAAAAUCACAGAGAAACCCUGUCUCGAAAAACCAAAAAAAAUAAAAAUAAUAAUAAUAAUAAUAAUUUAAUUAAGAAAAAAAAAUCCCUCACUGGUGGUCCAACUUCAUGUGUUAGUUAACUCCAGAUGUAAUCAACUUGACAACAGACCAGGUGUGCAAAGAUUGGCACACAAGGAUGCACCGUACACGAAUUUAUGGCUAGGAUGCCCCACCCACUCCCUGGGAGAUCCCUGAGCCAGGAGCCCGAGUUCCUGGCUGAAAUGUCAUGGUUUCAUGGUUUGUGGCUCCCCACUCCAGGAAGCUCUAUUGCUCUUUCUCCGAGCUCCCAGAUCUGUCCUAAGGCCAGCCCCGUGUCCUACUGCUGGUUAGUUACUGCUGGAUCAGCGUGGGGCUCCAGGGACGUCCCAGUGGAGGCCUCUCAGUGUCCUAGGUUGGUUUUCCAUUGGUUCCCUGGGCCCACCUGAAGAUAUGCAUGUGUGUUUCUGCCCGCCAUGGGCUGGGAAACAGAUGUUUGUCACAAAUGACAAGCCCUACCAAUUGAUCAACACACAGGGAAAGCGUGAAGAAGGGCUGUGCACUGCUGACUGUCACGGGGUGGGACACCAGGCCCUGCCUGUUGACCGUCCUCUCCGAGCCUCAAUUUACUCUCCUGAGGGGAGGUGUGGGGGUAGGGAGCGCACAGCAAACAGCUCUUGGGGAUUUUUAUUUUUUUUUAAUGUUGAGUGGGCUAUGAUGGCAUUUGCCUUUAAUGCCAGUACUUGGAGGCCAAGGCAGAUGGAUCUCUGAGUUCAAGGCCAGCCUGGUCUAUAUAGCCAGUUCUAAGUCAGCUAGAGUUACAUGACAAAAUAAUGUUCCAAAACAAUAAUAAGAUGACAUUGAAAGCAUGUUUCAACUGGAGUGACUCCUGGUAACUGACACUGCUCGGUGAGGCUUCCACUCCCAUCUGAGGCUCUUGCCUUGUUCUGUGCUAACUCCCGAAGGCUUCUGGGACAAUAAACAGCACUGCACCUCUCUAUGGAGAGGAUGCUGUCUUGGCCUUUAAAAGCUUGGCAUGUUGGAAUGUGUGUCCAUCUUUCUUUUUUAAAAACCUUUUCACUGAUAUUUUUUGUGAAUUUCAUAUCAUGCACCCCAAUCCCACUCAUCUCCCCAUCCUUUCAUA
Molecule: messenger RNA, 4794 nt
Organism: Chionomys nivalis (European snow vole)
Lineage: Eukaryota; Metazoa; Chordata; Mammalia; Rodentia; Cricetidae
Gene: Prr5
Product: proline rich 5
Exons: 8
Coding region: 162-1325 (387 amino acids)
Biological process (GO): TORC2 signaling
Cellular component (GO): TORC2 complex
Source: RefSeq, a predicted model, not a curated record